AUAAUGUGGCCAUGCUGCAGUAAUUUUUGGUUACUGUUGCAUUUUGCAUUACUUCAGAAUGGAAAAUAUGUGGGUGGCAAUUUAUUAAUACCUCUGCUAUUUUUGCCUUUUGUUUACCUGGCUCAGCUACUAGGAACACAUAGAUACAUUAACUGUAAAAAUUGCAUGCAUUGGAUUGAGUUGGAAACGGCGCUCGUGUGCAAUCACCAGCCUUGAGAACUAACACCAAUCUGAGGUGAACAGCAGCCAAUACAACUUUUCUGAAGCAUUGUUCAGGGCUACUGUGUUUUAUAUUUGGAAGUUUCCUUUUGUAAUCCUAAGUGCUAGAAGCAUAUGCUUGCUACGCAAAAGUUUGCCUUCUCAUGGAUAUAACUCUGCAUCAGGAGCCCAAGCGGUAAAAAGUUUCGAAGCAAGCCUCAGCUGGCACGUUACCUGGGGAGCUCCAUGGACCUGAGCACUUUUGACUUCCGCACAGGGAAAAUGUUGAUGAGUAAAAUGAACAAGAACAGACAGAGGAUGCGAUAUGACUGUUCUAACCAAGCCAAAGGCAAACCUGAUUUGAAUACUGCACUCCCUGUCAGACAGACAGCUUCCAUAUUCAAACAACCUGUCACGAAGAUCACAAACCAUCCCAGCAAUAAGGUGAAGAGUGAUCCUCAGAAAGCUGUGGACCAGCCCCGGCAGCUCUUCUGGGAGAAGAAAUUAAGUGGACUGAAUGCUUUUGACAUUGCAGAAGAGCUGGUGAAAACAAUGGACCUUCCAAAAGGUUUACAAGGGGUUGGGCCUGGUUGCACUGAUGAGACCCUUCUGUCUGCUAUAGCUAGUGCUCUGCACACGAGCACUAUGCCUAUCACUGGACAGCUGUCUGCUGCAGUAGAGAAGAAUCCUGGAGUUUGGCUAAACACCUCACAGCCACUUUGCAAAGCAUUUAUGGUGACAGAUGAAGAUAUUAGGAAACAAGAGGAACUGGUGCAGCAGGUGCGAAAGAGGCUGGAGGAAGCCCUUAUGGCUGACAUGCUUGCCCAUGUAGAGGAAAUAGCAAGAGAUGGAGAAACUCCUUCAGAGAAAGAAGGAGGUGAGGAAGAAGGGGAAGAAGAGGAGGAGGAUGAGGAGCAGGACCAUGACCAGGAGAUGGAGAAUGUAUAGUCCAGGGAGUUCCAUCUAAGAAUUCCCAGUAUAAACCCUAUCAGCAGGGUCAGCACAACUAUUUACAAAGCCAAGAGUGUCUGCAGAGUAAAUUGCACCAACAAUCCAAAUGUACCUAUGAGCAUUUUUGAUGUACACUUCAGGAGAACUUGAGAAGCUGAUGGUUCAUUAUUUGCUGGGUAGUUUUGAAGAUGGAACUUGACUAAACUCUACUCCCCCUCCUUUUUCUAAAGGGGUAGGGUAAUAGGGAAUACAAAAGUGGGAGGGAAUAAAGGAAUAUAAAAUGAUGGGAGGGAAAAUACUAGGAACCAAAUUUCCUAUCUCUUUUUGUGGGUCAGUGAUAGGUGAUAGGUUUUUCAGGCUUUUCUAUCAAAGUACUUUUAACAGUGACCCAUAAAAGCAAUUUUCUCUCUAAUACAAGUGAGAGAGAUGUUGUUUCACUCCUUGGCUACUCUGCUGUAGGCUACCUGUUUGUACCAGGCUGUAGGGAGGUCAUUUUAUGUUGUGGAUUGUCAUUCCAUAUGUCAAUUCAGGUCACUGAAUUUCACUUUCCUCACAAGACCACAUUGGUCUUGAAGUGUAGUCUCAGAGAUGAACUGCCAGUGCCUCUUCCAUCUGAGGCUUGAUGUGUAGGGGAAGUUACACUUGAGGAAUUGGUCUUAUGUCAGUGGCAAUCUGUUUCUAUAGUUAGUUCCAGCACCACACCGAAUGGUUCUCAAUAUGGAAUUCUGUGUAUGUCUGAGCAUAGCCUAAUAGCAUUUUGAAGGUAAAUAUACCCACUCUGUGGUAUAUUUUGCUUUGGUUUAAGUCUGGUCAGAAGGAUCUUCUCAGCUCAGAAUGGAAGGAUGACUCACCUCUGACCGACAACGAGGAAAUUUUCCUCCUUUCUCUUCUGGUGCCAAUAACCCUGACCUCUGUUUUUGUGAGUGUGGAGGGAAGGGAAUUCAUUCCAAUAGGUGUGUCUACACUUCUGCUUUCAUGUGCAGUAAUAUUCUGACCUCUUUUAAAAAUGCAAAAGGAAAAAGGUUGAUUUUUCUAUAAUUGAUAUCAAAAAAUGAAUCUAAAGCUUUUUAUUAAGUAUUAAAUCUUUCUUAUUUGCAUGUGCAGUGAAGUGACCAGCAUUUUGUGUCCAAAAAUGAGAUGAUGUGAAACCUGCCUUAAUGUGUUUAUAAGUAUUUGGCUUCACCAUGGGUACCUUGAUUGAUUCCUCAGUCUCUUCUAGUACGUCUGUGAGCAUAUUGGGGUAGUUUGUGGCUAAAAACAGAUUUAUCUCGGAAGAAUAGGGAGAGAGGAGGAAGAUCAGAGUUUAUAGUUUGGAGAAUGUGCUGACUAGGUUGCAAAGAUUAUUUUAGUCUUUAGGGUAUCCAUUGCAUAAUUUAUGCAUGGAAGUCUCAGUUGAGAGUAUAGUAUAAAGUGGUGGAUUGCAUAUUGUGCCACUAACCAAUUGUACAAGUUGUUGGUAUCCCAAAACUUGGGGAAGAAAGUAGCUCCCAGAGCCUUUAUCGUGUAAGAAUGGUUAGCAAUAACAGCAAGGGGCCAGGGGAAUUACCUGGAAAGUAUAAUAGCCUUUGGGAGUAGUUCAGCUUAGUGAUCUGAAUAGGUGUAAGCUCCUUGAAAAACAUCCCAUGCCAAAGUGAUUGAUACCGUGUUAACCUUUUUCUUAAAGAUGUGAAAAUACAAAACCUCUUUGAUAUUGCUCAUUUGGAGUACUGCAAGAAGACUGAAUUGUACUUUGCUGCUGCUCUACCAGGUAUUGCUUUGGGGAACCCUGCCUGGUACAGCUGCCAGUGAAAACUACUUUCCCUUUUGAACAGUCUGUUACGGUUAUGAUUCUGUAAAUCUGUCCUCUUGUAAUUCAUUGUGUUGAAUUAAAUGUUUCUCACAAAGUA
Messenger RNA from Rhea pennata, 3035 nucleotides. It is a transcript of the gene MBD3, whose product is annotated as methyl-CpG binding domain protein 3. Gene Ontology annotation, cellular component: nucleus. Gene Ontology annotation, biological process: negative regulation of transcription by RNA polymerase II; DNA methylation-dependent constitutive heterochromatin formation. The coding region runs from base 445 to 1146 and encodes 233 amino acids. Lineage: Eukaryota; Metazoa; Chordata; Aves; Rheiformes; Rheidae. Gene Ontology annotation, molecular function: methyl-CpG binding. The transcript has 7 exons. The record is from RefSeq and is a predicted model, not a curated record.